CCUCCCCCUCCCAAAAAGUGCAGUAGAUUUUUUUUUUUUAAUGCAAGAUGGCGGACUUUCCCUGAACGGGCACAAUCCGAGGACUCCACCGCAGCCUGCAAAAACAUUCGCGAGACCAAGCGAUGAUCACUGAGGGAUAAAUGAUGCUCAUGCUUUCAUCCCAAGGACUGACGGAUAGAAACAGCUGGAAUCUUGGAGGAGACCUAAAUCAAGCAUAUGCAAACAGAAAGUUCUAGAAUUCUGGAAAAAUACCUGAACUCAUGAUAGACCUGCAAAGAGCAUGAUAUGAGGAUUGGUCACAAAAUUACUUUUUCAUCACAAUUGCAAGUCGCUAAAUGCGGUGUUGCUAAACAAAAGGACUACUGUAUGAGUUUUCAUUGACUUCAACCACUUCUUCAGGGGCAACUGCUAUAGAAUUCAGGGUGCACGAACAGUUGUUAAGAAGUUGCUGCUCAUUGCCUUUUCCUUCGGACGGCAAGUUGUUGUCUUACUGAAUUGCACUAUGGCGAUGCUGCUAAGGGCCAAAAUUGGGAGAAGCCACCCUGCAGAGCAGUAGUGCCCAAAGCCUCUGAAAAGCUUGAAGGGUUGAAACUUGAAUUGGUUUGGCUCCGUUGCCUUUUCGUCGGAGAGGAAAUGGCGAGCAAACGAAAAUCCACGGUGCCUUGCAUGGUCCCGGCGAGAGAGCCGGAUAUGGAUCUAGAAGCCAUAUCGGAUGUUGAGGAGGUCUUACCGGUGAUGACCUCUGCAGGAAGCGUGUCAAGCGAUGAGGACUCUGGAGAAUGUGCCGAUUCAGACAGCCAGCUAAAUAAAAAAGUUGAAGGCGGCUACGAAUGCAAAUACUGUACCUUCCAGACUCCUGAUUUAAAUAUGUUUACUUUCCACGUGGAUUCUGAGCAUCCCAACGUAGUCCUCAGCUCAUCUUACGUCUGCUUUGAAUGCAAAUUUGUGACCAAACGGUACGAUGCUCUUUCGGAACAUAAUACCAAAUACCAUCCCGGAGAGGAGAACUUUAAACUGAACAUGGUCAAACGCAACAACCAGACCAUCUUCGAGCAAACGGUGAACGACCUGACUUUCGAUGGGAGUUUUGUCCAGGAGGAAAAAACGGGAGAAGAAUCGGAAGGCUCAGAAAGCCACUUGACUGGCAUCUCCAUCAGCAAAACCCCCAUUAUGAAAAUGAUGAAGAAUAAGAAUGAAACAAAGCGAAUUGUGGUUUUUCACAACGCCGCCGAGGAUGAUCCCACAGAAGAAAAAGAUGGUGACACCGAUGUGGAGUGUGAAGAAAUUGUAGAAAAAGGAGCCACUGCAAGUUCAGAUACCAACACAGAUAAUUCCUCAGCUGGGGAAGCAGCCCCCCCGGUUGUGAACCCCACCGCGGUGAUUCAGCCUGCUCAGGUGAUCACUACCCUCGCCUCUCCACCGACAUCUAAUUUAAUUUCUAAAGUCUUGAUCCCUAUUAAUAGCAUCCCAGCCUAUAACACCGCUUUGGAUAACAACCCUCUCCUGCAGAACACUUACAAUAAAUUCCCAUAUCCAACUGUGUCAGAAAUUGCGCUCCUGGCUACUCAAGCUAAAUACACCGAGGAACAAAUCAAAAUCUGGUUCUCCGCCCAACGCUUAAAACACGGGGUGAGCUGGACCCCGGAAGAAGUAGAGGAGGCAAGAAGGAAGCAGUUUAACGGCACGGUGCAUACCGUUCCUCAGACAAUUACAGUGAUUCCAGCACAUAUUUCAGCUGCCGGUAACGGUCUGCCUUCCAUUUUGCAGACUUGUCAAAUCGUCGGCCAACCGGGCCUCGUCCUUACACAAGUCACGGGAACCGGCACGCUUCCCGUGACGGCCCCCAUCACCUUGGCGAUGGCAGGCGUUCCAAACCCAGCCCAACUGCAGAAAGCCCAGGGCCAAGCUACACAGCCUGUUCCCGAAAGUAAGCAACAAGUAGCGGCUGUUCCCGCGCCCCAACUUACGAAAUCGGAGGUGGUGGCGGCCGCAGCCACCACCAACAUUGACACGGUUGCCGUCCGGGCAAAGAAGACGAAGGAGCAGCUGAUGGAAUUAAAAGUCAGCUAUCUGAAAAGUCACUUCCCUCUUGAUUCGGAGAUAAUCCGGCUGAUGGAAACCACAGGGUUGACCAAAGGGGAGAUUAAAAAAUGGUUCAGCGAUACCCGGUACAACCAGAGGAAUUCAAAGCACAAUUACCACAAUAAUCAGAACAGCGAUUCUUGCACUAUCGUUAUUGACUCCAGCGACGAAACGAGUGAAUCCCCCAUGCUGGUUCAGAAGCAGUCUUCUGCAGCCUCGGAUUUGAGCUCUCAGAAGUUCAAAGACAAGACUGUGGAGCAACUUAAAGUCCUCCAGGACAGUUUCCACAACCACCCAGUCCUUUCUGAGGAUGAACUGAACAGGGUAAGUUCAGAAACAAAGCUGGCCAAGGAAGAGAUAGAGGCUUGGUUUGCAGAACAGAAAAAAAUGAGUGGUUUUGCAGAAGAAGGUGAGGAGAUUUCUGACGGUCAUGCCGAGAGUCAGAAGGAAAUUGUUGUAGUGGAAACCUUUGGAGGUGAAGGCUCUGGAGCUCUGAAGGCAGGGAAGCCGGCCAAAAAGUCCCCGGAGCAAUUGCACAUGCUCAAAAUGUCAUUCAUCCGAACUCAGUGGCCUUCUUCCGAGGAGUAUGACAAGUUGGCCCGAGAAACGGGGCUUCAUCGAACGGACAUCGUGAGUUGGUUUGGGGACACUCGCUAUGCCUGGAAAAAUGGUGGCUUGAAAUGGUACUACUACUAUCAAGGGAACAACGCAAACAGUGCCAAUGGUCAAGGCCAUUCCAGGCGGAGGGGAAGGGGAAGGUCCAAGGGGAGGGGUCGGGGUCGGACACGCGGGCGGCUGACAUCCAACAAAAGGCCCAAACCUUGGGACCGAACCCCGGUCAUCAAGUUUAAAACUGGAAAAGCGAUCCUCAAGGAUUAUUACCUGAAACAUAAGUUUCUUAAUGAACAGGAUCUCGACGAACUGGUUGCAAGGUCGCACAUGGGCUAUGAGCAGGUCAGGGAAUGGUUUGGAGAGAAGCAGAGGCGAGCCGACCUUGGCCUGGAGCUGUUUGACGAAGAAGACGAAGAAGAGAUGGUGGACGAGCAGGAUGACGAAGAGGAGGAGGAGGAGGAGGAUGAAGAAACCGACGACAGCGACAACUGGGAGCCACCACGGCACGUUAGGCGUAGGUUGCCAAAAUCGGACUGACUUGGACGUUGUUGGCAUUGUCAGAAUGCAACCUUGCCAUACCAUUGGCCUUGCCAAGCAAUUGGUGCUGACCUUCUACGCCUAGCAAUUGUCUACUUUGAGUUUGCUCCACGUGGAAGGCAGAACUGAGAGAUUGACUUUUGCAUCCCUUGCAAACUUGUGGCGCAGGAAUGGAAAAGCAAGUCUGGAACUUAGACUUCCCAAGUUUCCAGAAAGUUAGCCGUUGUCCAUAUCUGCUGAUAGAGGCACGUUGAAGGGACUAUGUGCUCAAUUGCCUUAUGUUUGCUUCCAAAAACCCUGUCAGGAAAGAGGUUCAGGUUUUUUAAAAAGAAAAUGAUAACCUCUUUGGGCUGAAAGAAUUGUCACUAAAUGAAAAGUGCUCAUGGCGUCCCUCUUGCUAAGCUGCAUGUCAGUUUUCUUCCCUCCAAACAUAAGAAAGCCUUCACGAGAAACUUCAGGUUCUUGAAAAGACGUCCCUUAGAAGAAAAUCAAGAUUUGUUGGCUAUCUUCCCAGCAUGCAAAAAUGAUAAAUCACGGAUUUCACUUACAGGAAGACGAGAUUCUGGUAGAAGGUUGAGGGAGAUAAAACCCCAUAGAUAAAGAGCAGUUCAUCGUUUCUCCAGAGAAGUGAUGGGCAUGUUGAGACUAAACCACCAUCGGUUGGACAUGCAUUAAUUUGGAUUAUUAACCUGAGAAGGUGGCUGGCCACAGUGACCGCUUUGGCUCUCUGAGUCUAGGAAUAUAAGAUGAUUUGGGGAGAAAGGUUACCAAAGGUGGGAAACCAUGGAAGGGUGAUAGUUGCUUGUGGUUUUUGAGUUUUGUUUUUUUUUUUAAAAAAGGAAAUUAGAGGAAAGGACUAUCUUUGUUACAUACAGAGCCUGUGUACUAGGUUUACAGAACUCCUGUUGAAUGUGUCUCUCUAGCUGUGUUCAGGGAAUUGGGGUCCGAAGUAUGUUUUUAUAUUAAAACUAAUCAGUGUA
This is a messenger RNA of Pantherophis guttatus, 4211 nucleotides long. The record is from RefSeq and is a predicted model, not a curated record. NCBI's taxonomy places the organism in Eukaryota, Metazoa, Chordata, Lepidosauria, Squamata, Colubridae.